Helianthus annuus (common sunflower) is the source of this 1873-nucleotide messenger RNA. Its product is annotated as cytochrome P450 704C1. The record is from RefSeq and is a predicted model, not a curated record. Bases 36 to 1565 code for a protein of 509 amino acids. Gene Ontology annotation, molecular function: monooxygenase activity; heme binding; oxidoreductase activity, acting on paired donors, with incorporation or reduction of molecular oxygen. The transcript is spliced from 6 exons. NCBI's taxonomy places the organism in Eukaryota, Viridiplantae, Streptophyta, Magnoliopsida, Asterales, Asteraceae.
UUUGGUAAGAAGUACACAAUUCCUCUCGAUCAUCUAUGACAAUUUCUGUAGAUUUACUCUCAAAUCCAGUGUUCGUAUUAGGUUCAUUUCUUGUUCUUAUUAUUUUCCAUAAUUAUCUCCACAAGCAACCACAACAUGGGAAGAAGUAUCAUCCAACUGGUGCAUCCGUGUUUCAUCUUCUCACCAACUACAACAAGAUUCACGAUUACAUGACUGAUCUCGCGAUAAAAUACAAAACUUACAGAAUUCUUAGCCCUCUUCAUGGUAUCGUUUAUACAACUGAUCCCGAGAACGUGGAGUAUAUCCUCAAGACCAAUUUCAAAAAUUAUGGCAAGGGAAACUAUAUCCGCGACAUGACAUCUGAUCUACUUGGAGACGGAAUAUUCACAGUGGACGGGGACCAAUGGCGAGAACAAAGGAAGGUAUCGAGCCAAGAGUUCUCGACGAAAAUCCUAAGAGAUUUUAGCAGUAUAACCUUCAAAAACAACACAAUAAAACUUGGGAAGAUACUGUCACAAGCAGCAGAUAGCAACCAAAUAUUUGAUAUAAACGAUUUGUUCAUGAAAGCAACUAUGGAUUCAAUAUUUAAAGUCGGUUUUGGGAUUGAGCUUGACAACUUGGGUGGAAAUGAAGAAGGUGUUCGAUUUAGUCGAGCAUUCGACGAUGCAAACAACUUAACAUAUAAAAGAUUUGUUGACGUAACAUGGAAGAUCAAGAAGUUUUUUAAUAUUGGACUUGAAGCAGAGUUAAAGAAAAAUAUUAAAAUCAUUGAUGAGUUUGUUUAUAAGGUGAUCCAGCUCAAGAUUGAACAAAUGCAGAUGUCCAAGGAUGAAGUUUUGCUCAAAAAAGAAGACAUCCUAUCGAGGUUUGUUCAGGUUAAUGAUAAUGAUCCAAAGUACUUGCGCGAUAUAAUACUAAACUUCAUUCUUGCCGGAAAAGAUCCUAUAGCGAUUAGCAUGAGUUGGUUUAUUUACAUGCUUUGCAAACAUCCUGAAAUUCAAGAUAAGGUCGCAAAAGAAAUCAUAGAAGCAACAAAUGUGAACGAAGAGAUCACAGAUGUUGCAGAUUUUGCUGCUCAUGUGAGUGAGGGUACAACUGAUAAGAUGCAAUAUCUUCAUGCAGCUUUGACAGAAACUAUCAGACUCUAUCCAGCAUUGCCAGUGGAUUCAAAGGUAUGCUUUUCAGAUGAUGUCCUACCAGAUGGUUGUAAUGUGAAUAAAGGAGAUGUGGUAGCUUAUAUGCCAUAUGCUAUGGGAAGGAUGAAGUUUAUAUGGGGUGAUGAUGCACUCGAGUUCAAACCAGAAAGAUGGCUUGAUCAAGAUGGUUGUUUCCAUCAAGAGAGCCCCUUCAAAUUUACAGCUUUUCAGGCCGGACCGCGGACUUGUUUGGGUAGAGAUUUCGCAUUUCGACAAUUGAAGAUUAUCUCUUCUGUUUUGUUAGGUUGCUUUGUGUUCAAGUUAAGUAAUGAAAACAAAGUCCUAAGUUACAGAACCUCAAUUAAUAUUCACGUUGAUGGUCCAUUGCAAGUUUCUGUUUCCCGCAGAUCUGGUUUCCAGAAUCCUUAAACUUGCAAUUGUGGAGUAUAUAAAUUGGAUCUGUGUGGGUAUACCACCCAAAAGAAGCUUGACCCGGUCCAUAAAAUGUUGGAGUGGUUUCUUGAAUUUAAGCAAGGGUUAAUUUAUGGGAGUAGUUCUUGAGUUUCAUCCUCCCACUACCCCAAGUAUCUAGUCUUCCUUUUUGUUUUGUUUAGUAUAAUAAGGCCAGUUUUUUAUUCAUGUUUUCUAGAUAUGUAGCCACGUAAUCUUUUAAAUUUCAAUGUUGUAAUUUCCAAGAUAUUCAAGUUAAUCAUCAAAGCCAACUCUCAAGCUAUCAA